Rhipicephalus microplus (southern cattle tick) is the source of this 934-nucleotide messenger RNA. RefSeq lists its product as uncharacterized. Gene Ontology annotation, cellular component: PcG protein complex; chromatin; transcription regulator complex. Gene Ontology annotation, biological process: regulation of transcription by RNA polymerase II. The record is from RefSeq and is a predicted model, not a curated record. Lineage: Eukaryota; Metazoa; Arthropoda; Arachnida; Ixodida; Ixodidae. Gene Ontology annotation, molecular function: DNA-binding transcription factor activity, RNA polymerase II-specific; RNA polymerase II cis-regulatory region sequence-specific DNA binding.
UGCAGGUAAGGUGCUGCCGCGGUGCCGCGAACCCUUGAACCUCCCAUCGCGAGGGUGCAGCAUUUUGGGUGCAGCCACACAACCUGCUCCCCGCGCAUGCUUGGCAGACAGCAGACGACAACGCGACCAGCAGACGACAAAUAUGCUGGUAGUCGCGGACAUCGACGGUGUCCAGACCGAAAUUUUUCCCAUCGUGGACGAGUUUGGAGUUAUCGUCUUUGACGGCGACGCCGAACUCUACACUACCACAGAUGGGAGACAAGUGCGGGUAGUUUGUGCGUCGGGUCGUCUUGCCAAUGCUGACCCGACAAACGAGCAUGCCAUGCCGGCUAUGCCUACAACGCAGCCAACACCGCCAAACAAUGCUGAGCCGACGACGCAGGCGUCCGCUGCUGCAGCUGCUGCGCUUUCUCCGGGUCGUGCGCGUCGCGACGACUCGGAAGAAGCUCUAUGGAGCGGUCGGAAGACCAGAUUUUUGAUUGAAAAAUAUAAGGAGAAUUUCAGAAACAUCGGCAAGAAGGGAGGACUGAGGUGAGGCAGUGAUGAGCACGUUGGCGAUAAGCACGUGUGCAUUACUUUGUUAACUUUUUUUUUUUGCUCACAGGAACAAAAAGCCGUUGUUCCUAUACAUGACUGAUGCCCUGAAUGAGGAAUUCGAGUGCUCCCUGAGUGUGCUCCAAGUGACGAAUAAGUGGAAAUCACUUGAAAGAGCCUACAAAAGAGCCCGAAAAAACAAUCGGAAGUCCGGCAGCGGAACUGUGGAGUGUAGGUUUGAAGAGUAAGUUUUCAGUGCUUAUUAUAUCUUCCUUCUGAGUGCGUAAUUCUGUCCAUAACCAACUUCUAUUUCAUGCGUAGAAAAAGAAAACAAAAAAACUUGCGCAGUGGCACGCAAUUAAGUGGUUUUUCUUUUCACUCGAACCAGCUCAUUGAAGCA